Molecule: messenger RNA, 1087 nt
Organism: Juglans microcarpa x Juglans regia
Lineage: Eukaryota; Viridiplantae; Streptophyta; Magnoliopsida; Fagales; Juglandaceae
Product: transcription factor bHLH147-like
Exons: 2
Coding region: 300-926 (208 amino acids)
Biological process (GO): regulation of DNA-templated transcription
Molecular function (GO): protein dimerization activity
Source: RefSeq, a predicted model, not a curated record
CCUCGUUCCCACGGUUUUUCUCUCCCUUCAUCCAUCUAGAGAAUCAGCAAGCGACACCUCACACCCCGUCUCCCCCAACCCCGUUACGCUCUCUCUCUCUCUCUCUCCGUUCCACCAUUUUUCUUUUCCCAUUACCUCUAAAUUACUUAUCAAGAGCCUGAUACGCAAGAACACAGCUCUCGUAUCAUUCGAAAGGUGUUCGUCUUCUCCGCAAACGACAGAGAGAUAUUGAAUCCUUUUGUGACAAUCGGAGCGGAGAUAUACGGAAUACCUGUGGAUCCAUACCAUACUGUAAAGCGAUGGCGUCGACUCUGCUUUCGAACCCGGUAACGAACUCUGAUCGGUCAAGAAAGAAGAAGAAGAAGAAAAUCCAAGCUAAGGAUCAAAAUGAUCAGGACCACAUCAAAUGGAAGUCCGACUCUCAACAACAAAUCUACUCUUCGAAGCUCCUCCAGGCUCUGAGCCAAGUCCGGCUCAGCAGUCCUCCACCUCCUCCUUCUUCGGCUGACGCGCCCCGCCGUGGAAGAGCCGUGCGCGAGGCGGCCGAUACAGUCCUGGCCGUGGCCGCCAAGGGGAAGAGCAGGUGGAGCCGAGCGAUUUUGACUAAUCGGCUCAAGCUUAAGUUCCAGAAGAAGCACAAGAAGCAGAGAGUGGUGGCGACGGUGUCUGGUUCUAGCCGAUCGUCGUCGAAGAAGCCCAAGGUGACUGUAUUGAGGCUGAAGGGGAAGAGUCUACCAGCCGUGCAAAGGAAAGUGCGGGUCCUUGGCCGGUUGGUCCCCGGUUGCCGCAAACAACCGUUGCCGGUUAUUCUAGAAGAAGCUACUGAUUAUAUAGCAGCGCUAGAGAUGCAGGUCCGAGUCAUGACCGCCCUCGCUGAGCGGCUCUCCGACUCCGGCGCCGGCUCCAGUUCAGCGCCGCCCAGCUGAUGAUGACACCCUUUGGCUAUUGCCACGUCCCAUUUCAUUUCCUUUUCCUUUUGUUUUAAUCUUAAUUUUUAAUCCUUCUUUAUUUCUCCUUUUUUUUUUCCCCUGUUAAAUACAUGCCCCUUUCUCUUGCAAGUAAAUCUAUCUAUCUCACACUUACCUUG